Fundulus heteroclitus (mummichog) is the source of this 1559-nucleotide messenger RNA. RefSeq names its product RASD family member 2 (gene rasd2a). The coding region runs from base 385 to 1443 and encodes 352 amino acids. Gene Ontology annotation, molecular function: GTPase activity; GTP binding. The transcript is spliced from 2 exons. The record is from RefSeq and is a predicted model, not a curated record. Lineage: Eukaryota; Metazoa; Chordata; Actinopteri; Cyprinodontiformes; Fundulidae.
AUUGGAAAGAUGAUUAUCCUCUUCAACUUUGAGUGUUUGUCCCAGAACAAAUUGUUCUAAUGAUCAUUUUAACCUGACUGGAAUCAUGUUGAAUAUACUGUAUGUCCAGCAGGUAAUGUCUACCUAUAUUUCUAGACGUAUCUGAAUAUUUUUCUCGAGGAGAAAUUGUUUUUUUUUUUUCUCUCCACUGGAUACUAUGGGAGUGCUUCAUGCUUCUAUAAAAGGCGUACUUUCUGAGCCAGAGCGAUGACGCACAAACUGCACGGGCUCUCAGCGAGGGUAUAAGAGAUGGCACUCAGCUCCGUUUCUGUGCACACAUGAAGGGAGAGACGAAACUACAAGACUGAUCGGACCCAUAGCUUCUCGGUGACAAACGCAAAAGUGAUGAACACAACAGAGAAGUUCUACCUUCCCGUUGAUGGCAUCCUCGAGGUAUUCAACUCUUUCACCAGGCAUCACCAGUCACGAAUUGCGCACCCUGCACUGCAGAGCACAGCUCUCGUCCCGCGAUCCCAGCGCCCCAAAGUCUCAAACAUAACGAAAACGGGCAUGGGUAUAAUCAAAACGGUCAAAGGGUGCUGGAGACGGCAGGAUAAGCGAGCGGUCACCCGCAGAUCCUCGAGCUCCGGGCAUCGGCAGUUGUCGACUGACCGACUCCCCAAAAAGCCGGUGGACCGGACAGGGUUGGUUGCGAUCAAGCCCAAGAACUGCCACAGGGUAGUGGUUCUCGGGGCGCCCAGAGUGGGUAAAACCAACAUCCUCCAGCGGUUCCUGGGGGAAGAAUUUGAGGAGCACUAUGAGCCUACUAUCGAGGACUUUUAUCGCAAGAUGUUCCACAUAGGAGGGGAAACAUACCAGGUCGACUUGCUGGAUGCGGCAUCUGAGCGGGACUUCCCAGCCAAACGCAGGUUGUCCAUACUGACAGGUGAUAUUUUUGUCAUUGUCUUCAGUUUGGACGAUAGAGACUCUUUGAAUGAAGCCCGUGACUUGCUCAACGAAAUUAAAGCCGCAAAGGCAAAACUGCACAAGUCCAACCACCCAGCAAGAUUACCAGCGGUAGUGUGCGCCAAUAAAGCGGACCUGGACGCACAGAGGGUCCUCAGCAACUCAGAGAUUGUGGACAUCCUCGGCGCGGACGCGUCAUUCUUCGAGACCUCCGCUAAAACAGGCGCCGGGAUGGAGGCUGUCUUCAUGGCUCUCGCCGCUCUCGGCGGGCUGCCCGACGAGACCAGCCCGUCGCGGCAUGAGCUCAUCCCCAUCGUGACCUACCAGUCGCUGUGCAUCGGCAAGCGGGGCAUGAGGAGGAGGCACUCGCGGGGACUCGGGGCACCCUGCGCCGCCGUGGAUCCCCUUGCGCGCCGGCCGAGCUUCACCAGCGACCUGCGGCUGGUGCUUGGAUCAAGCACCAAACACAAGAAACCCGAGAAGUGUCAGAUUCAAUGAAUUGUGAAACUUCUCGACAAAACAAAAUUGUAGUAGUAUGCUGCAAUGUCAUACAUGUAUGGAGUUAUACUCUGUAGCACCUGGCCGGACCGGUGCAUUAAUUUCGUAUUUUGUAC